Candidula unifasciata is the source of this 1119-nucleotide messenger RNA. The record is from the annotation of a GenBank genome assembly. NCBI's taxonomy places the organism in Eukaryota, Metazoa, Mollusca, Gastropoda, Stylommatophora, Geomitridae.
AUGACACUGCAGACAUUAGAUUUACGAGGUAUUCUUACAGAAGAUCUCGACGACUAUUCAUUUCAUAAUCUCACAAUUAGCCAGGAACUGUAUACUGAUCUUUUUCAGAUUUGCUGUCCACAGAUUCAGGGAUUAGUAAUUUCACCACGGGCAUGUGUGGCCCCUGUAGAUCAAGACGCCAUUUCUUCCUGUUCUAACCUGCUAGGAUUAGAUAUUCAGCGAUUCCUUCUUUGGGUGGUUGCAAUUCUCGCAGUUCUGGGAAACGUGAUGGUUAUUGUUUAUCGUGUAAUCUGGGAUAGAUCAGUUCUCCAGACAGGAUACGGCCUGUUUGUGACAAACUUGGGUAUAUCCGACUUCAUUAUGGGAGUCUAUCUGUUCAUGAUUGCUGGAGCUGAUUCUUUUUACCGUGACAGUUACGUUAUCUAUGAUAAAAGCUGGAGAAACAGUGUUGUGUGCAAGAUGGUUGGUUUUAUGGCAUGUCUUUCGUGUGAAGCAUCGACGUUCUUUGUUUUUCUGAUCACCCUUGAUAGAUUUUUGGUGAUGAAGUUUCCAUUCGAUCAAAUUAAAUUUAAUAAGACUCUCAAAACUAUCGCAGUUGUGAUGUCUUGGAUGGCAAGUUCUCUACUUUCACUUGUUCCUAUUGUGUUCAACUUUGACAUAUAUUCUUCUAACGCAAUGUGUCUUGGUCUGCCCCUAACAAACACACAAGCUAGAGUUUGGGAGUAUUCAGUUGCAGUUUUUAUAAUUUUUAACCUGAUCAUGUUUUUGUUCAUUGCAUGUGGUCAAUAUGCGAUCUUCCGUGCCAUGUCAGAGAACAGAGUAUCUAAGACAACAACUAGCAUGCCUUCUUCACGUCGAGCCGAAGAUAUAACAGUAGCUAAACAACUGUCUCUUGUAGUUCUCUCUAAUUUUCUCUUCUGGUUUCCUGUGGGAAUCAUGGGACUGAUGUCUCUUGGAGGUUAUGAGGUCAGCAGUCAGGUUUAUGCCUGGACAACAGUUCUCCUUCUGCCCAUCAACUCCGCUGCAAACCCUGUUUUGUACACUAUUCCUGCCCUACUGGUGAAAUGGGAGCAGUUCAAACGUGGGGAUAAAAGGGCACCUUCUGGUUCCAUGCAAUAG